Molecule: messenger RNA, 6110 nt
Organism: Parus major (Great Tit)
Lineage: Eukaryota; Metazoa; Chordata; Aves; Passeriformes; Paridae
Gene: HEMK1
Product: HemK methyltransferase family member 1
Exons: 10
Coding region: 2724-3788 (354 amino acids)
Biological process (GO): protein methylation
Cellular component (GO): mitochondrion
Molecular function (GO): protein methyltransferase activity; nucleic acid binding
Source: RefSeq, a predicted model, not a curated record
GGCGCGCUCGGGAGCGGCUCCGCUCGCGGCUGCUCCUUCACGGCCCUGUGGCGGGACGGGAGGCGACUGCCCCUGGCCCCGGCCCCGGUCCCGGUUCCUGAGGCAGCCAGCUGUGCCCCCAGCCCCACUGGAGCCGGUCGGGCUCCCGGCCCCGAGGGAGCAGGUUGUGACCCCGGCCGCGCCGGGAGCCAUGAGGUGAGGCGUCGCUGUGCGCGCGCUCGCCUCAGAGCAGCCCCGGGCCCACUCUCGCCCCUCAGGCGAAGGGAGCCCCCGGCCGUGCUCACGGUGUUAAAUGUGCGGGGAAAGCUGGGAGGCUGGAAGAGGAGCCGGCUCCUACGCUGCUCAUACGGCUCCUGGCUGCCCUCCCCGUGCCGCUCUGGCUCGGCCGGACGCUGACAGCAGCUGGAACGGGACUUGGACGGUGCGAGCUGCAGCCCUUGCUCAAACCUGUGAGUGGGGCAGGGCCUUUCCACAGCCACCUGUUCACGUGUGAGGCUACAGGGAGUGGGAGAUGGGGCUGAAAGGGCCAAACCACUCGAGGAACUCCAGAGGGGAAAGGAAAUCUGCUUCCUACCUGUGUGCAGACUUUGUACCAAGUAGAAUGCAGGGACUUCACAUCAGUAGCUUGUGUCCUUUCUUAAAAGAGACAAAACAAGUUGCCACUGGAUAGGGUCCAGCAGAGGCAACAAAAGUGAUGAGGGGUCUGGAUUAUGUGAUUUAUGAGGAGAGACUGCAGGAGUUGGGCUUGUUUAGUCCAGAGAAACCUGACAGGGAAUCUCAUGAAUGUGUAUAAGUAUCUUAAAGGAGGUUGUCAAGAGAGUGAUGUCAGCAGCAAGAUGAGGGGUAAUGACCAUGAAGUAAAACACAAGAAGUUUCACCUCAACAUUAGAAAGAACUUUACACUGAGGGUGGCAGGGUGCUGGAAUGGAGCUCAGGGGGCUCAAGGGGUAUCCCUCUCUGUAGAUACGAUAACCCACAUGGCCAUGUUCCUGUGUCACCUUCCUUGGUUGGGAAAUUGUAUUGGAUGAUCUCCAAAGGUCCUUUCUAACCACAGUGAUUCUGUGCAAAUUGUUUCAACCAAUUAGUCAAUUUAACCAAUUGUAGUCUUCUCUGCCUCCCUUAGAAUGCUAAUGGUUGUUAACAUUUUAUUCUUUUAGUGUUUCUCUUGUAUCAGUGAACAGGGCCAUGGAGUGGGAAGCUUCCCAAAUAAAUACUGUAGCUGACAGACUUUACAUAAAAGGCGAGUUUUCAUGGGAGCUGUUUGUCUCUCUGCUGAGAGUAAUGCAGAUGGUAAAAAGGGGAUCUUUGAGCUCUUAGGGCAUCCAGCCCUUUGCCAGGAGGUAGCAGGUAAGACAAUGUAGAGAUCUUUGCUGCAGGGUAUUCCUUCUGCUGCUUCCCUGGGCUGUGUUUGUGCCCUCCAGCGGAGGGCAGUGAGGCCUGACUGUUCCAGGAUUUCCCUGUGCAGCAGGAGCAGGACUGUGGUGCCAGCAUCUUCCAGGCUGGAGCCAAGUCAGUCUCCCCAGCUCUCCCAGCAGGAGCAUUCCUAGGGGGCAGCUGCCAGCUCCUCAGGAGAGAUAUUUAGGUUGUGUGGUGAUUUUUUGGAGAAAUUGGAGUAGAGGAGGUUGUGGCCUCUCUGAGACAGUGUUGAAAACCAUCCAUCAAUAGAAGAAUGGAAAGGAGUGCUCAGGGAAACCCAUAGUUGCUCCAGGGACUGUGAGUCAGAAAGGAGAGGGGCCCUCAUUCCUCAUGGGUCACAGCAGGAAAAUGUGGUUGUUGUUCUGUUUGUCUCGCAGAGUUCCAAGUGUGAUAUGCAGCAGCUGUUUUGUAAAGUUUCAUUUCCUUUGUCUCCUGCAGUCAUCUUGUUUGUUUUUAUUCCCUCUGUCUGGCUCUGCUCUUCUCUCCUUUAAGAGACCGACUUCCCUCUAGCAGGGUUUGCCCUUUCUGGCCUUUCCAUCUUUCAGUGUUUCUCUUCCCUCUAAUACGUUGUGAGGUUUUCUCCUUCCUCUGCUCUUAGCAGUUCAGCUCUGCCUCUGUGUCCCCUUGUUUGCCCUCUGGAGAUGGUGGCAGUGUGAAAGAUCCUUGAUCCAUGAGGUCCAGGUCUUCUGUGAGUAUCCCCACCAACCUCCUUGUGGAUUAUGAACAGAGAGAGGAAUAAAACAAUCUAGGAGGGACUGAAGGUCUUUCUACAGGGAAACCAGGGUGACCCACCCAUGGGGUGGAGGGCCAAGGGCUGGAGCUGAAGGUUGGUGUGUCAGUGGCUUUCUGGGACCAAGGACAGGCAGGAGAGCUGUGCCUCUGUGUGGGCAGCUGGCUUCUGCCCUGCCAUGGGCACGGAUUGGCCUCUGACCUCUGGAGCUGGACUGUUCUGGGAAGAAGUGGGUUGCAGUGGCUUAGCUAGUUGGCAUGAAUCUUUUUGGGGGGUAGUACUUUGUUACUGGUACAGUGUGAGUAAUUGGUUUUGUGCUUGUGGGCUGGGAUUAGGGCAAGCAGUCUGCAUUCUGUCACAGGGGAAUCUGUUAAUUAGUAGCCUGAGGAAUUCACACUCUUCUCCUGCCUUGUUUUCUUGCCUAGAAGAGCUGCAAAUGCUGCCCUGUGGAGAAUCCACUGACUGUGGUCAGCUGGUGCUUAGCCAGUGACUUGUGGUAGCACCAGAUGAAUCUCAGCACUGAGAGAUCAGUAGGUGGCAACGAGGAACACUUGUGGAAGCCAGAAACUUCAGCACAAUGAGAUGCCUCACCCAUCCACUGCUCAGGAAGUUGCUGAGCCUCCCACCUCAGCAUGUGCCAGGGCGAGGGACUCCAAGUAAAGGUGCUGUCCUCAGUCCAAAGCAGUUGUUUCUGAGGCAGAGUUGCGGUGCAGAACCUGGGCUCAUGACUGCCACUGAUAUGGUCAACUAUUGGCAGAAGGUGUUCGAGACAAAUGGGAUCCCUGAAGCACGAGAAUCCAGUCAAUAUAUCGUGUCAUUUGUCCUGGGAGCAAAAACAUUUCAGAGCCUGGAUUCCAAAAGCCUCCACACUCCACUCACAGCACUGCAGCAGGAGCAAAUCCAGCAGCUGAGCCACAAGCGGCUACAAAGGAUGCCGGUGCAGUACGUGCUUGGAGAGUGGGAUUUCCAGGACCUGACCUUGAAGAUGAGACCCCCAGUAUUUAUUCCACGGCCUGAAACAGAGGAUCUUGUCUCUUUAGUUGUGGAGGAAGAAUUUCAGAAAUGUGAGAAUUCAGCCCUCUGUUUCCCAGUUCCUGCUCCUCGUCCUGUGAUCCUAGAAAUUGGCUGUGGCUCUGGAGCAAUUGCUCUGAGUCUGCUCUGUAAACUGCCACAGAGCAGAGUCAUAGCCAUGGAUAAAGAGGAGGCUGCCGUGGAUCUCACUAGAGAGAAUGCACUUAGGCUGCAACUCCAAGAAAGGAUUCACAUCAUCCACCAAGAUGUUUCACACAGUUCUGCCAAACAGCUGCUGCUCUGGGGCCCCAUAGAUGUCAUAGUCAGUAACCCCCCGUAUGUUUUCCAUGAAGACAUGGCUUCUUUGGAUGCAGAAAUCCUCUGCUAUGAGGACCUUGAUGCCCUGGAUGGGGGAGAUGAUGGCAUGAGAGUCAUCAAAACCAUUCUGUCUUUGGCUCCUUCUCUUCUGAAAGUUUCUGGGAGUGUGUUUCUGGAGGUUGAUCCCAGGCAUCCAAAUAUGGUGGAGCACUGGCUACAGGCACACCCAGAGUUACUGCUCACUCUCCAUGCCAUUCACAAGGACUUUUGUGGCAAGCCUAGGUUUCUGCACAUCCAGAAACAGAGCAGCUGACAACUGUGUCAGACAUAACUCUCCUUUCAAGGAUGCGUUUUUGCUCUUGAGCCCAGCUCAACAGCUUGUUGAAAACCCCUUCUGCCUUGUGAAAGGAAUCUCCAUUCCCCAAUGUUGGACUCUCCUUGCAGUGAUAGACCCCUCAUUUCCUGACACAGACCUCAUCCAGAGAUGCAGAAGUUCAGCUGAGCAUGUGGAAGUGUUUCACCUUCCUCAGGGAACUGCAUGAAACAUUUUAGUCUGCUCUGCUAAAGUGACUCAGUCAUCUCAAGACCCAAUACAGAAGAGUUCACAGCUCCAGAUUAAAAAUACAACUUUUCAACAUGCCAAAUCAUCCAUUUGGCCUAGAAAGAAUUUAAUUUUAUUUUUUUUAAUUGGCCUUGAGAUACAUUUAUAUGGAAUGUGACCAGAUGGGAUGAUGAUAAGCCCAAACCCUGGCUUAUACUGGCACAUGGAUAUGCAGGUAUAACAGGACAUAACUCUUGUGCACAUUUCAAAUGCUGUUCAGUUCCAGGAUCCUGAUGCUCCAAUAGCAAAGCAGCUUUUGUUUUCCACUCCUGCUGAGUGAUUGUCUCUGAAGGAUCAGUGCACAUGUUACAGCACCUGAAUUUACAGCCCUUGACACUUGGUGGAUGCUGCCAGAAACAGUCAAAGCAUUUUAAUAAAGACAAUGCUUCAGAUCAGGGUUCUUAAAAGAAUUUCACUGCUACUAUUCAGAGAUGCUGGCAGGCCUGAAUAAACAUCUGGCAUCCACACAUUGCUCUGAUAGUAACAGAAAUGCCUAAAUACCACAUGAGGCAUUUAAUUGCAACACUUUACAGAGAAAGCCAGAGCCACUACUUUGGUUUUGCAGAUGGAGAAGUUGAAAAACAGGAGGUGGAAUGACCUGCACAAAAUUUGACAAGCUGAGUUUGGAGUAGGACCCAGUCUCUUGACAGGCAUGGGAAUAGCUGAGGUCUGUCUCUUUGGGAAGGGUGACUCAGACUAGGGCUGCCUGAAACAGCACUGAGAGAAGUCCUUGAAGUGGACAGUCAACAUCAUGUCAGUGUAAAUAAUGGCAGGAUUGAAUUCAAGCUGCUGUUGCUGCUGUUUCCAGUGGUGCAGGUUCCCUUCUGCACCAUAGCUAGCCAGGGAAGGAAGGAAAGCAAGCCAAGGAAACGGUCUGGUCUGCCAGUCCAGAUGGAGGUGAGCACUCAGGAGGGGUGGGAGUGUCCAGACAGGGCCCUGCUGUGUGUGUGUGUGUGCCAGGGAGGAGCUCCCAGGCUCUGUCCAGGCUGACCUGGGGCUGCACAGCCUGAGAUAAAAGGCAGGGCAUGCAGCAGCAAACUGAGUCUGUUGGAAGGCUGCAGCAGGUUCAGAGGGUGUUACAUGAGCACCGAUACAUCUGCUUCCUUUCCCCUCUUCCACACUCUCACUCCUCAAAUGAGUCUUUCCUCCAUCCCUUUAACUCCUGAAUAUCAGCCCUGCUUUCCCACAGACACCUGAGCUCUCUCUGAUGAGCCAGCACUUGGGUUCCAGCUGGAACCUUUCCCUCCUCACAGCUCUGUUCACAGUCUUGCCUUUCACCCACUGGACAUCUCACACUAUAUUUAUCCACCCCAGUAGUUUAACCAUGUCCUAUCCACUUUUUACUUGAAUUUGGGAGUCUUCUCUGGCCUGCAGUACCUGCCCUGGUUAAACACAGUAGAGGAAAUCUAGGGGAGGAGAAAAGAAAAAUAGGUCAGUUAAAGUGCAGUUGAGCAUAGGUUUGGAAAUACCAUUUCAGAGCAGCUGAUUUUUGGCCUCCUAGAGCCAUGAGCACAAAGUACAGUCAAAGGGGUGGUAUUUUGUGUGGUUGUGGAUUUUUUUUAACAGUAAUUUAGGGAUACUUUUUAAGUUCAGUUUUUCAGACUGUUUAAAAAUUAAAUUUAAAGAAAUGAGUUCUCAAAUUUCUUCUGGGUGUUGGCAGUGUUUGUGUAUGAAGCAGAGCAUUAUGCACAGCCUGCUUCUGCAGGAGACCUUAAAAGCUGGAUAGUCCAUGUGCUGAUGGGAAUGUUAAACAGCAUCAUGCUGCAUUCUUUAGGGGGUGGGCUGGUUCCCUGCAGCAGGAUGGUGUUAGGUGGCCCUCUGAGAGUGCCAGUGUCUGGGUUGCAGAAGGGAGUGUGCUUUUUCUUGGAAGCAUCAGUCAAUCCCUUGUCUGAGCCCUGAGCAGUACAAAUCCCAUGCAAGACAGACCUAUUGGUCUAAUCCAGUAGCACAAGUGUUAAAUUCUAUAUUUGUCACUACAACACUUGCAUUUCUAUGUAUUUGCAUUGUAUAGUCAUUAUAUCUCUUGGAAAAUCA